ACAUACAGCAAAUAUGAAGAUCUCUAUCGCUUCUACUAUUCUGUCCGCCGCCCUGGCAACAGCAAGCCCUCAUUUUGGUGUGGCUUCGCUGGAUAACUGGAAGCCUGCUGGUCAUGGUGACUUCCGCGGCCCAUGCCCUAUGCUAAACACACUAUCCAAUCAUGGCUUCCUCCCACACGAUGGCCGCAACCUCACCCGUGAAGUCGUUGUCAAGGGUUUGUCCGAGGGGUUGAACUUCAACGCUACUUUGGGAAGUUUGAUGUUCGAUAUGGCGCUGGUUGCGAAUCCGGAGCCGAACGCUACUUACUUCACUCUGGACAACCUAAACCGGCACAAUGUCCUCGAGCACGACGCCAGCAUGAGCCGCGCCGACGCCUACAACGGCAACAACCACAUCUUCAACUCCACCAUCUUCGCCAAAACAAAAGCCUACUGGACGCAGCCCAUUCUCGACGCGGCGAUGCUCGCCAACGGCAAGUUAGCGCGGCAGAUUCAGUCGCGCGCGUCGAACCCAAACUACACGUUUACCUCUUCGAUGGAGGAGUUUAGUCUGGGCGAGGUUGCGGCGCCGGUUAUUGCGUUUGGGGAUAUUCAGGCUGGGAGGGUGAAUCGGUCGUUGGUGGAGUAUUUCUUUGAAAACGAACGUUUGCCCGCUGAGCUUGGCUGGUCGAGGCCUGAGAAGGUCAUCAGUCUGGCGGAAAUUUCCAGAGUGACGGCCUUGAUUCGGAACGCUACUAGCCUGAUUACGCCGACUAAGUCGGGAUCCGGUUCGGGGGCGGCGUCUAAACGAGAUUUGCAUGGGGGGUUUAGGUGAGCGUGUGUAGGGUACUAUAGGGGUUGAGUCCGUGUACGAAUAUAGCAGCAACUGUCGUUAUUAUCUUUCUCCUUCCAUACUCAUUCAUAUAUUCUAUUCAUGUGACCAUUCAUUC
This is a messenger RNA of Aspergillus glaucus CBS 516.65, 929 nucleotides long. Its product is annotated as peroxidase family protein. The transcript has 4 exons. Gene Ontology annotation, molecular function: peroxidase activity. NCBI's taxonomy places the organism in Eukaryota, Fungi, Ascomycota, Eurotiomycetes, Eurotiales, Aspergillaceae. The record is from RefSeq and is a predicted model, not a curated record. Bases 14 to 814 code for a protein of 266 amino acids.